UUGAGAGGUUUCAUGUUGAAGAAAAUCAGUGCGUUAGAGGCUGCAGGAGACCUCAACAGUCACCAUGAAGCUGAGCUGUGUCCUCGCGGCUGGGGUCCUCCACUUCUCUCCUACCAUGCUCUGGGCAGUCCAGAUGCUACUGGCAGCUGGAUGUCAUGCUGCUGCCACUUUUGAGAUGCUACAAUGUGAAGGACCGGUCAGGACCCAAGACAGCACCUGUGGUAUCCAGGAGGACUUGACGGACCCAAGGGAAGUUGACUUCCAGGUCAAGGGCUACACUUUCAGUAAACCCUUCCAUCUGAUUGUGUCUUACGACUGGCUGAUCCUCCAAGGUCCAGUCAGCCCUAUAUUUGAAGGAGACCCACUGACUCUACGCUGCCAAGCCUGGCAAGACUGGCCACUGACCCAGGUGACCUUCUACCGAGAUGGCUCAGCAAUGGGUCCUCCUGGACCUAAUAGGGAAUUCUCCAUCGCCGUGGUGCAAGAGGCUGACAGCGGGCACUAUCACUGCAGCGGCAUCUUCAGGAGCCCUGGUCCUGGGAGCUCAGAAACAGCAUCUCCCGUGGCCAUCAAGGUCCAAGAACUGUUUCCAGCCCCACUUCUCAGAGCCACCCCUUCAGCUGAGCCCCAAAAGGGGGACCCGGUGACCCUGAGCUGUCAGACAAAGCUGCCCCUGCAGAGGUCAACCGCCCGGCUCUUCUUCUCCUUCUACAAGGAUAGCAAGACAGUGCGCAGCAGGGGCCUCUCCCCGGAAUUCCAAAUCCCCACAGUUUCAGAGGGACACUCUGGGUCCUACUGGUGUGAAGCAACCACUGAGGACAACCAAGUUUGGAAACAGAGCUCUAAGCUGGAGAUCCGGGUGCAGGGUCCCUCCAGCUCUACUGCACCCCCCACCUUGAAUCCAGUUCCUCAGAAAUCAGCUGUUCCAGAAUCUCCUCCAACUGCUUCCCCUGGACCUCAGCCUCCACUGUCCACCCCUUCUAAGGAUCCAGGCUUCUCUCCUCUGCAGGUGCCAGACCCCCAUCUGUAUCACCAGAUGGGCAUUCUUCUCAAACAAGUGCAGGAUAUGAGAGCUCUCCUUGGUCACCUGGUCAUGGAGCUGAGGGACUUAUCUGUCCUCCUGAAGCUUGAGGCCACAAAGGGUUCUGCCAAAUAUGAGUAAAUAAUUCAUUUGCAGUAUUGCUCAACUACUCCCAAUAAAUUCAAUUUUUUCUACUUUUCCUCUUUCUGUCCUAUACAUAUACAUAAAUACAAAUUGCCCAGUAUUUUAUUAGAGUAACAGAGAUAGGUGAGUAUAAAUAAGUGUGCACAGAGUGAUCCUCAGAAUUUAGCUAUAAUUGUAUAUUCUCUCAUAACAUGACAUAACAAUCCUGAUCUCUCUAGACCAGGCGUUGCCUUCUUUCGCCCAGACCCGAAUCUGGUGACUGAAAGAAAAUCAAUGAGAUGGAUUUAAUGCAGCAUCUCAAUUGGAGGCAAUCCCCCACCCCCACCAAAGGGGACAUUUGGCAAUGUCUAGAGACACUUCUGGUCUUCCCAUUGUGGGGCUGGUGCCAUGGCAUCUAGUGAGUAGAAGCCAAGGACGCUGCUAAGCCUCAGGUAACGUGCUGGACAGCCCCCACGGCAAAGGGCUAUCUGGCCCCAAAUGUCAGUCGUGCUGAGAUCAAGAAACUUCAACCCUGUGGAAGCUAGGUGUUAGCCUCUGGGGUGGACCUUUGCCUCUUCUACUUGCUGCCCCCUCCAGCAUCACUCAACAAGUCUUAAUUACAUGCUGGUAUUUUGUUGGCCUCUACUACGUAUCAGAGUUUGUGCUAUUUUAAGUAUACUCAUAAGAUAGUGUCUCUGUCUAUAGGGGGUUUAGACUUUGGGAUAGAGAAGCAGUAAUACCCUUUUCCAUACAGCAGUGAAAGCGGAUAUGUAAAAAUUUCCCACAGGAUCCUACUAGACUCAGAAAUAUAUGAUCAAACAUAACGUUGCCAAAACAGCAGAUACUGGUUUUAAUACACUUGUCUCUGAAAUAUUUUUCUUUAAAGACAUACCUAAGUCUAUUUUGGUACCAUAAUAAUGUUUUCUUCUAUGUUUGGACAGCUACUGUACAUCCACAGAAAAUGAAAGCUAGCUUGACAGACUCUCCAGUAACCCUUGGUCAAUGAGUUAGCACACCAUUUUAUAAUGACUUCAGCCAAUGAGCAUUCUACCAUGUUAUCCUAAAUCAUGUCGUAUGAUGUUAUCCACCAUAUUCUUUCUUUGUGCCAUUUAUUCUGUACAAUAGUGACCCACAGUGAUUUAAAAAAAAUGUGCAUGUGAUCACUCCAGACAUGCCACAAAGAAACAAAGGAAUAGAAUCAUGCUGGAUAUUAAAAUGUGAGUUUUAUGGUGGUUCCUAGCACUCUCCAAAAUGCAAGUUUUAUGGUGGUUCCUAACAUCUUCAAGGGGAAGGAUCAGGAGGCAGUUGGGAACUGGAAAAGCCCAUAAACAUCUUUGAAGCCAUCUUUGAAGAGGAUCAACUCACAAUUGUGUGAAUGGGAGUUGCAAGAAAUGAUGACCAGAAGUAUUUCAUGACUUUGGUGGAUUUGAAAACAUGGAAGUCAAUUGCCAGGGGACUAUGCUGUAUAUACUUCCAAAGAUAGUGUCUUAGAACCAUACCACGUGGAGUUGAUUUCAGCCAAUGGUACCAUGUUCAUGAAUGCAUCCUGUAGGCUCUCAUGAUGGACAAGGAAUUCAUGCACAGGUACCAAGAGCUAUCAGAGAUCCGGGAAGGAAGUCACGGGUGCAGCUGACUGAGAUAAGUGUCAGCUCUGCACUCCUCAUCCACGUGUCUGUGUGCACCUCUAUCAUCACACUGCAGCUGAAUUUUUUAUUAGCUUAUUUCUACUCACUGGAGGGUAGGCUCUUUGAGAGCUCCUUGAGCUCUUGUGCCACAUUGAUUCUUUGGUGUCUGGUUUAAGGCACAGUUAAGCUCUAACGUUCUGUUUAGUUGAGUUGAGUUUGACCAGCAUAAGGGAUGGUAUCUUGAAGAAAAUGGAAAUUAAGCUGGACCUUAGAGGAUGAAGGGCAUGUCUGGCAUCAGCAAAAUCUCCAGACUCUGUCCAGGGGACCCAGCCUAGUCAAGUACUUGGAAGCCUCAAGGAGAGGAUCUCCUAUUAUCAUGGGUGAGAAAGGCAAGAACAGAGCUGAGAGAAUGGGGCAAGAGGGGUUUUUACUUGUCUCCAUCCCCCCGUCUAGCCUGGGAAGUUUGGGAGGGGGUGGGGAAGAUGAAUUGUUACACUGGGUCGGGUUUAUGGCCUGUGCAGUUUAGGAUUCUGUAAUACACAGAAGUCCCAAUGCAGCCAUGUUAGAUUUUGUCCCUGAAGUCAACAUUUGGUAGCAAGCACAUCCAUUAUCUUGUAAAGUUGAAUCCAAUGCCUGGGUGUUAAUGCCCAAAAUAAAUUUUACUGUAUGUGUAUCAGAAGACAGAUAUAAUAAUGUUCAUAAUAGCACUAUCUGUAAAAGCAAAACUUUGGAAUCAAUUCAAUUGUCCACCAACAGAAAAAUGGAUAAAUUGUGCUAUUUUCACAGAGUGGAAUACUAUACAAUAGUAAAAAUUAGUAAACCACAGCUAAAAUGAAGCUAAAAUGAUAAAAAAUAUCAGGAAUAUAACACUGAGGGGAAAAAGCAAGGCCUAGAAGAUACCACACGAUAUGAUGCCCUUUAUACAAAGUUUAAAAACAAGUACAGGAAUAUAUUGUUUAGGUAUUUACACAUACAUAGGAUAAACCUUUUGAAAAGGCAUGAACAUGGAGACACCAAGGUCAGGAUAGUAGUUACCCUUGAGGGGCUGACUGGGGACACCAUGAGGGAGAAACACAUAUAGAUACAAAUUAUUAGUAAUUUUUAAAAUCUUCUCUAAAUAGGAAUUUAGGCCUCCUUUAAAUAUAUAUAUUUCUCUAAAUUAUCUUCAAAUUCCUGUGUGUUUUCUGCCUUUAUCUUUUCUUGGAGGUAAUAAAAGCCAAGUUCAUUACCUAC
Messenger RNA from Ailuropoda melanoleuca (giant panda), 4002 nucleotides. RefSeq names its product Fc receptor like A (gene FCRLA). The transcript has 6 exons. NCBI's taxonomy places the organism in Eukaryota, Metazoa, Chordata, Mammalia, Carnivora, Ursidae. Gene Ontology annotation, molecular function: transmembrane signaling receptor activity. Gene Ontology annotation, cellular component: external side of plasma membrane. The coding region runs from base 65 to 1162 and encodes 365 amino acids. Gene Ontology annotation, biological process: immune response; cell surface receptor signaling pathway. The record is from RefSeq and is a predicted model, not a curated record.